This is a messenger RNA of Penicillium nucicola, 897 nucleotides long. RefSeq names its product class I SAM-dependent methyltransferase. Bases 1 to 897 code for a protein of 298 amino acids. The transcript has a single exon. Lineage: Eukaryota; Fungi; Ascomycota; Eurotiomycetes; Eurotiales; Aspergillaceae. The record is from RefSeq and is a predicted model, not a curated record.
AUGGGCUCGAUAAAUCAGGAAGCAACCAGGAACUUCUAUUCCUCUCCCUACCUAGCCGAGCACUAUGAUCUCCUCUGUGCCAACGAAGGAGCAUUCUAUAAAGACAUCGAUGUCUUUUGGACCGAACUCAACCGAGUUCGAGAAUUGAAGCGCACGAAAGGAGAGGACCCCGAUCAGCUCGUGGUAGUUGACGUGGGCACCGGAACUGGCCGUGCGUUGGAUGGACUCGUGAAGUGUGCAAAAGAGAACGAGGUUGAUCUAUCGCGUUGCAAAUUUGUUGGUUUUGAUCUGUCCCAGGAUAUGGUUGAUCGAGCCGCUAAAACGCGAAACAUGUCUGCGGUCGGCACCACCAUUUGGCACUGCGCCUCUGCAGUGGAUCUUGACCGAGUCAUGGCCGCCUACAACAUUGAACAGCGUGUGGAUUUGAUUUUGUUUGCGGAUGGGGGGUUCUUGCAUCUGGAGGAGCAAGAGGAGGCACAGAAGUUCUUGCAGUGUUUGCAAAAGGUGGCGCUCCAACCAGGGACUGGUAGAGCGUGCAUCUCUAUUACAAACCAGAACUCAGUUCAAGAUGGCAAAGACUUGAACUUUAUUGACUCCUCUGGCGCGGUGCAGGAGUACAAGAGCGUGGAGUAUCCGGGUCUACUUUAUCGAAACUCUUUUGUGAGCUCCACUAAGCAAGGCGCGUCGCAAAUCAUGACCUCUCGAUUUGAGGUUCUACGUACUAAAGAAAAUGGUGACCACGAGCUCAUUGAAACUCAUCUCUCAGAAUUGAGAGGACGAGCCUGGAAGGAUUCAGAAGUGGCCGACUUGAUCGCAGGAACCGAGGGUCUUGAGACCAGGGAUGUCAUUCAACCUGACUCUUUACAAACCUUCUUUAUUGUCAGUCGGGAAGCCUGA